AUGAAUUCAUUGCUCAAGUUAGGCGUUAUAAUAGCAAUGGUUGGAAUAAGUUAUCGAUUAUUGAGAGUGUUUAUUGCCGGUGGAGUUUGCACAAGCAAGGCAAGGAUGUCUGGCAAGACAGUCAUUAUAACCGGAGCAAACUCGGGAAUUGGUAAAGCUACUGCAGUUGACUUAGCGAGACGUGGUGCGAGAGUAAUCAUGGCAUGUCGUGACCUCGAGCGAAGCAAAACUGCUUUGAACUACAUUGUUAAAAAAACAGGUAGUUCAAGUGUAAUUUUAAAGCACCUAAACCUUGCCUCGAUGAAAUCCAUCCGUGCAUUCGCCGAAGACAUCAACACAAACGAGGCUAAGCUUCAUGUUUUAAUAAACAAUGCCGCACUAAUGAGUGGCCGAGAACGGGAGGAGGCAGAAGAUGGACUUGAAUUAACAAUGGCAGUGAAUCAUUUCGGACACUUUUUAUUGACAAAUUUACUUCUGGAUUUAUUGAAGAAAUCAGCGCCCUCACGCGUUGUUGUUGUCGCAUCAAUUGCCCAUCAUAAUUAUAUGGAAACUCGAUCACCUUUCAGAUUUGAUAAUAUGCACAGCGAAAUAUUUUACACUCUCUGGGAAGCUUAUGGUCAAAGUAAGUUGGCGAAUAUUUUAUUUACUCGUGAGUUGGCAAGACGUUUAAGUGGCAGUGGUGUUACAGCGAAUUCACUUCAUCCUGGAAUAUCUAAAACAGGGCUAUUCAAUUUUACCCGCCAUUUUGGAUGCCCAGAGAACAUAGGAAAUUUGUUGUCACGAGUUACAACUUUAAUUUCCAAGACAGCUGAAGAAGGGGCACAAACGGUCAUACAUUUAGCUGUGUCUGAAGAAGUCGAGGGCACCACUGGGAAGUAUUUUGUGGAUUGUAAAGAACAAGAUCCGGCAAAAACAGCACAGGAUGACGUAGCAGCAAACAGAUUGUGGCACACCAGUGCUGAACUUGUAGGGUUAGGGAUAAUGACUAAAAAAGUAUGA
Messenger RNA from Paramuricea clavata, 999 nucleotides. NCBI's taxonomy places the organism in Eukaryota, Metazoa, Cnidaria, Anthozoa, Malacalcyonacea, Plexauridae. The record is from the annotation of a GenBank genome assembly.